Candoia aspera is the source of this 3362-nucleotide messenger RNA. RefSeq names its product transmembrane protein 67 (gene TMEM67). Gene Ontology annotation, cellular component: MKS complex; ciliary transition zone. The record is from RefSeq and is a predicted model, not a curated record. NCBI's taxonomy places the organism in Eukaryota, Metazoa, Chordata, Lepidosauria, Squamata, Candoiidae. The transcript has 28 exons. The coding region runs from base 15 to 2957 and encodes 980 amino acids. Gene Ontology annotation, biological process: cilium assembly.
AGGCUUGAGUAGUCAUGGGGACGCUGCUGCGGUGGCUUGGCGCGGCGCUGCUCGUGCUGCCUUUGAGCGCGGGCCGCGGCUUCUUCCUCCCCUUGCGCCGCCCGCAGAGCUGCGGUGGGACUCAGUACUUCGACAUCGCCAGCUUGGACUGCGGACGGUGUGGGGAGUUCCAGAGGCAAAGCGCUCAGGGUACAUCAUGUGACUGUCUUCCAGGAUUCAAGAAAGUUUCUGAUAAUGGUGGAACAUCUAUUAUGUGUGAAAAAUGUCCGGAAACCAUGAGUGGAGUUACUCAAGAUGGAUGGGAUUGCAUUACUUGUCCUAGUGGCUUAACUACAGAAGGAAAAUGUAAAUGUGCUAAUAAUGAGAUUUUAGUGGAAAGAAAUACUAGUGGUACACUACUGAAAACUGCAUCAUGUGUUCGAUGUAAUGGAAAGGAACAGUCAUUUUCAAUUUCAAAUGCAUUAAAUAACAUGUGCAUAAGAUGUCAACCAACAUUCAUCAGUGUCAACAAAUCAUGUAGCUGUUCUGAGCCAAAUGUUUUAACAGGAGGGUUAUGUUUCACAAGCACUGGAAAUUUCCCUCCAAAAGGAAUUACAACUGUUAGAUUUGGAAAACUAGGCAUCACAUUGAGAUCAGAAUGGUUUUAUAAAAAUCUUCAAGCAACCGCAGCUGCUUGCUGGCUGUAUUCCAAUCUUACAUCUUGCCAAGCCUUGGGAAAUAUGUGUGUUAUGAACAUGAAUAGUUUGAGCUCUGCUACUCCUGAUGCAUGUGGUUUGUUUCAGUAUGUGUUUGCAAAUACUGCUGGACUUGGAACUGUUCAUUCAAUAUCAUUUUGGAGACAGACUCUUCCAUGGCUCUACUAUGGUGACCAACCAGGCUUAGCAUCCCAGGUUCUUGAUACAACAGAGUUUCCUAGUAGCUUUACUUUUAAAGAAAAGGACAAGGAUGUAAAAUUAAAGUUUAUUGCAGCUUCAUAUGAUGCAAUGGGAAAUUUUCUGAAAUGGCAACAUUUAGAAGGUGGCUUUUUACAGCUUUGUCCAGAUACAUUAAUUAGACUGAAUGCUGCUUAUAAUUUUGGAACAACCUACCAACAAAAGUGUACAAUUUCAGUUUCCAAGAUUUUAAAGGAUUAUGCUGAACCUGUGUUUUAUGAUGUAUUCCUUGAGUAUUAUGAUGAAGAAGAUGGACAGCAAUACCUUUGGGCAGUGCCAGUGUUAAAUGUGAAUCUUAGGUAUAAUGAAAUGUUUGUGAACCAAGGCAGCAAUGUGAACAACUGGCUUUUGACACGCCGUAUAUUUUUGGUGGAUACCUUAAGUGGGCGAGAAAAUGACUUGGAAAGCCAGCCAAAAGUAAUCCGAAUUGCUAGUAAAAUAGCAAUAAGUAUUCAUCUUGUGCAGAACACUCAGAGGGGAGCCAUCUAUCCUCCUCUAAUGACAAUUGCCUACAGUGAUGUUCUCAUCCAAAAUCCCAGUGAUGAGAAUGUAAUGGUUUCCUUCUCAGUCAACUAUGAAAUGAACCAGUCAGAGGCUCGCAUUCAGACUGAUAUAGCACUUGGUGUUCUGGGUGGCCUGGCAGUUCUGUGGUCCCUUCUCAAGACUGCUGGCUGGAAGAGGCGUAUAGGAAGCCCCAUGAUUGACUUACAGACAGUUCUGAAGUUUCUGCUAUUCUAUGCUGGAGACCUUGCAAACGUUUUCUUCAUCAUCACAGUGGGAACAGGGAUUUAUUGGCUUAUAUUUUUUAAAGCACAGCAGUUUGUCUCUGUUUUACUACCUCUGCCAAGUCAAGAAGUUAAGUUUAUUUCUUAUGUUGGAUGUGCUUUUGCUCUGAAGGCACUGCACUUUUUGCAUCUGCUUGUUUCCCAACUUACAGUAGAUAUCUUUUUCAUCGACUGGGAGCGUCCAAAAGGAAAGGUUCUUAAAGCAGUGGAAGGAGAAAAUGGCAUAAGAAGUAUUUCUGCACCGGUCAGCAUAUGGAGAACAUAUUUCAUAGCAAAUGAGUGGAAUGAAAUUCAGACCAUUAGGAAAAUAAAUCCUCUCUUCCAAGUGCUUGCUGUUCUCUUCUUUUUAGAGGUUGUAGGAUUCUCAAAUUUAGCCUUAAUGGAUUCAUCUUCUCAUCUUACUAGAAACCCUGAAAGUUACAUAGCACCCUGGAGCCGCAUUCUGAGAUACGGUGUAUCUGCUGUACUUUGGUUACUGAUUGCUAUAAUUCAGGUGGUACACUUUUCUGUCUUUUAUGAAAGAUUUAUAGAAGAUAAGAUCAGGCAGUUUGCUGAUUUAUGCUGCAUGAGCAAUAUUUCAGUUUUUCUAUUGUCAGAUAGAUGUUUUGGAUAUUACAUUCAUGGGAGAUCUGUGCACGGCCACUCAGAUACAAAUAUGGAAGAGAUGAAUAUGAACCUAAAGAGGGAAGCAGAAAAUCUCUGUAGCCAAAGAGGUUUGUUACCAAAUACAGAUGGCCAGACAUUUCAGAUUUCCAUUUCAAGCAAGAUGAGGCAGCAGUACGACAAGAUUCAUGAAACAUUGACAAGGAAACAUGGUCCCGUUAGGCUUCUGAAUUCUUCUGCGACCACAUUUGAGCAAAGCACAAAAGCAUACCACACUAUGAAUAAAUUUCUAAGCUCAUUUAUUGAUCAUGUUCAUAAGGAAAUGGAUUACAUCAUAAAGGACAAAUUGUUGUUAGAACGAAUUCUUGGAAUGGAGUUCAUGGAACCAAUAGAAAAGAGCAUCUUUUACAAUGAUGAAGGUCAUUCUUUCAGUGAUAUUCUUUAUUAUGGCAAUGAAACUACCCUUCUCAUCUUUGAUAUGCUGUUUUUUGCCAUUGUGGAUAUGGCUACCCAAAGUUUUGUUUUAGCAGCUGUUCUUACCUAUGUACAACAAGAGAUUUUCAGGUUUAUUCGUAAUACAGUUGGACAGAAGAAUUUAGCAUCCAAGACAUUAGUGGAUGAACGAUUCCUUAUAUAAAUGGAAAAAAAAGUUCUUUAUUGGACACUAAUGUUGCUGUGGAUAAAGUUGUACAAAAGAAGAAUCUAUUUGCAGUAUUAUUUAAAUAUUAAUGUAUACUAUUUUUGUUAUGUGGCAAACUGGAAAAUCUGUUUUUGUAUGAAUUAAAUACUUUGGUACUUAUAAUAGCUCAUAAUGAAUUGCAUACCUUAGAGCAUUGAUAAAAUAUGAUAAGAUUCUGUUGUUGAAAUUCAUGCAUUAAUAUUGUAAAUUAUACAAAAACUCAUACGUGUUACUGUAAUGUUUCUCAGUCUUGGCUAUGUUGAACGUAUUUGCAUGUGGUUUAAAAUAACCUUUAUGGGUUUAUAAUCCUGCAGUCUUAUGAAGUAGCUGAUUUAGAAUAUGUAAGUAUUUUAAUACUGUUUU